Symbiodinium sp. CCMP2592 is the source of this 866-nucleotide messenger RNA. Lineage: Eukaryota; Dinophyceae; Suessiales; Symbiodiniaceae. The record is from the annotation of a GenBank genome assembly.
AUGGAAGACGCAUCCGACGACAUCCCGGACACGAAGGUCGGCCAGUGGCCAAAGUGGACAGCAACGGGCGCACCGACGCAAAAAGGCACUGCCUUGAGGGUUGAAAAGAACGCUUGGGAGACGCAGAGACUGUGCAUUAAUCAGUCUGCAGGCUCCCGCGCCGAGACCACCGAAGCCAACAAAGCGGAAAGGGUCACCGCAAAAGCUUUGUCGGAGCAAUCCGAUUCAGAUGCCGCGGUGGGCCCUCCUCAUGGACAUCGCGGCGCUGCAGCACGACGGGGCGGCGCCAAUGCGAACGCCACGGAACAAAGCGGGCCGAAAGAACAACCGCCACCGCGACUGCAAGCGACAACAACCAUCCAGCAACGCUUGCAAGAAGCACCGCUGGACGACUUCGUGCAGAACCGACUGCGCGACGAGGAGGAGCACUUUCGGGGCAUGCUGACCAUGAAGAAGAUGACGGGCGACGGCAACUGCAUCUUCCACGCGCUCGCGGAGAAAAGCGGCGAGAACGGGGUCCACCUGCGCUCCCAGAUCAUCCAGUACCUGAAGGAGAACGCGGCGUCCCAAGAGCACGAAGAGCAAGUGGAAGCCUGGUUGGAGGAAGCCGAACACCUCGAAAGCAACCCGAGUAACUGGGGCGGCGACACGGCCAUCGUCGCCUUCACCCUCAUGAGACAGCAGCAAGCGUUCCUGCACUGCCGGGCGUCGGACGGCGAGAUCUGCACGAGCGAGCGCACGCAUGUGGAAGUGCGCGAAGAGGCCCGACGGCACCCCCACGCAGUACCGAACGUCUAUUAUCACGCAAUCCACCUCUGGUUCAACGGGAAGGACCACUACGAUGUGCUCGUGCCCAUUGACCAGAC